AUGGCUAAACAAACUCAACACGGCAGAUAUCCAGUUAAAGGAAAGGAAGUUGCUCAUGAUAAAUUUUCCUCGAUGGCUUGCAAUUUAGUUUCAGGUUUUGUCCCACUUGCUUCCAUGGCUCUAAUGAAUUAUGCAGGUGUUGGCAUAAUGACCCAAAUGGUUACCUUAUCGCCUGUUUAUUUAUUCUUAGGAGGAAGAUGGACUCUUGGUUACUUGACUCGUGCUGAUAUUGCCUAUAGAAAGAAACAAAUUAUGAAGAUUGAUCCAGACUAUUGGUUUAAAUCCUCCCCAAAUCGUUGGAUAUUAUUCAAGAGAAGUUCAAUUGGUAUUGUUGCUUCUUCCAUUCUUGUUGAUGAAUCCAUUGGCUUAUAUGUGUCACUUGAUAAUGAGUAG
Molecule: messenger RNA, 393 nt
Organism: Naegleria gruberi
Lineage: Eukaryota; Heterolobosea; Eutetramitea; Acrasida; Naegleriidae
Exons: 2
Coding region: 1-393 (130 amino acids)
Source: RefSeq, a predicted model, not a curated record